Clupea harengus (Atlantic herring) is the source of this 3527-nucleotide messenger RNA. It is a transcript of the gene dtna, whose product is annotated as dystrobrevin, alpha. Lineage: Eukaryota; Metazoa; Chordata; Actinopteri; Clupeiformes; Clupeidae. The record is from RefSeq and is a predicted model, not a curated record. Gene Ontology annotation, cellular component: plasma membrane; synapse. The coding region runs from base 209 to 2287 and encodes 692 amino acids. Gene Ontology annotation, molecular function: zinc ion binding. The transcript is spliced from 22 exons. Gene Ontology annotation, biological process: synaptic signaling.
AUGGAGGCCACACAUUCGAGGCAAAUGAGAGAGACUCGCGCAAGCUGAAUUACCGUCUAACGGCAGCCACCAACAAAUCACUUCUUUUAUUUCUGGAAAAGGCCAUGCCUUGGAACAGUUGAAUUGUCGAACUAAAUUGCAUACAUGGAUGCUGACAACACGAUUUCUGGGUGUAAACAAAUUUCCCUGACAUGCUUCGAAAGCUUGAAUGACUGAGGAGCGUGGAGUGAGGAGAGAGAACAUGGCAGACAGAAGACAGCUGUUUGCAGAGAUGCGGGCGCAAGAGUUCGACUCCAUUAGGUUAUCAACCUACAGAACAGCUUGCAAGCUCAGAUUUAUCCAGAAGAAAUGCAAUUUACACCUGGUUGACAUCUGGAAUGUCAUCGAGGCGUUUAGGGAGAACAGUCUCAACACCAUGGACCUCAACACAGAAUUCACUGUGGCUCGUUUAGAAGCAAUACUGUCCACCAUCUUCUACCAGCUUAACAAGCGAAUGCCCUCCACCCACCAGAUCAAUGUGGAGCAGUCCAUUAACCUGCUGCUGAACUUCCUACUGGCUGCUUAUGACCCGGAAGGCCUUGGAAAGAUCUCUGUCUUUGUUGUGAAGAUGGCUGUUGCAACGAUAUGUGGGGGGAAAAUUCUGGACAAAUUGAGAUAUAUUUUUUCCCAGGUCUCCGAUCCUGCCGGCAUCAUGAUUUACUCCCAGUUUGACCUGUUCUUGAGGGAGGUGCUCAAAUUACCUGUGACUGUGUUUGAAGGCCCCUCCUUUGGCUACACAGAGCAAACCACACGGACCUGCUUUCCACAACAGAAGCAGGUGUCUCUGAACACAUUCCUGGACACAUUCAUGUCUGACCCACCUCCUCAGUGUCUGGUCUGGAUGCCUCUCAUGCACCGCCUGGCUAACGUUGAGAACGUCUUUCACCCGGUCGAGUGUUCCUACUGCCACAGCGAGAGCAUGAUGGGCUUUCGCUACCGCUGCCAGCGAUGUCAUAAUUAUCAGCUCUGUCAGGACUGCUUCUGGAGGGGACAUGCUAGCGGUUCCCAUAGCAACCAGCACCAAAUGAAGGAAUACACGUCAUGGAAAUCUCCUGCCAAGAAGUUUUCCAGCGCCCUCAGUAAGUCUUUGAGCUGCGCGUCGACGCGGGAGCCUCUGCACCCUCUGUUCCCGGACAUGCCUGAGAAGACGCUCAACCUCGCCCACAUAGUUGACACUUGGCCUCCCAGACCAAUGAACAGCAUGAGUGACUUAAUGUUGUCUCAUUCGAUGCCCUCAACAGGAGUCCCUUUCUCCAAUAAAAUGUUAAGCUACAGCCCUGCCUUUGCAGAUAAACUCACAGAUGAGCACAUGCACAUUGGGCUGUAUGUCAGUCUACUGAAAGACAACCCAACAUGUCUCCUGGAGAACAGCAGCAAUAACCAGGACGAGGAGCACAAUCUCAUCGCACGCUACGCAUCACGACUAGCCACCAAUGGAACGCCAAUGCCACAGUUUAGGACUCCCUCAGACCUCUCCUUCUCUUUGGAUGCCACUAUGCAGCAGAGGCAGCUCAUCGCUGAGCUGGAGAGCAAAAACAGAGAGAUCCUUCAGGAGAUCCAGCGCCUCAGACAGCAGCAUGAGCAGGCGUCCAUGCUGCCGCCAGACCGAUCCCAGCACAACCCCACCCUGCUGGCGGAGCUCCGGCUGCUACGGCAGCGGAAAGAUGAGCUGGAGCAGAGGAUGUCUGCUCUGCAGGAGAGUCGCAGGGAGCUCAUGGUGCAGCUGGAACAGCUCAUGAUGCUGCUGAAGACGCAGGGCCCAGGCCCAUCCCCCCGCUCCUCCCCCAGUCACACAGCCAGCCGGCCCAUCCCCAUGCCAACGCAGGCCAGCUCGGCAGGCACCACGCCCACCCAGACCCCUCAGGACUCGCUCAUGGGGGUGGGGGGGGACGUGCAGGAGGCCUUUGCUCAGGGCUCGAGAAGGAAUCUGAGAAACGAUCUCCUCAUUGCUGCUGACUCCAUCACCAAUACCAUGUCAUCGCUGGUCAAAGAGCUGAACUCAGAGGCUGGGAGUGAGACGGAGAGUAACAACGACUCAGAGGGGCGCCUACAGUUUGAGGACCCCGUCACCUCUCCAUCGUCAGAGGUCUACCUCACACAGCUCAACAGCAGAAAACCAAGGUACAUGGAUGCAGAGACCUAUGAGAAUGACCUGGUCCAGGAGCUGGAGACGGAGCUGAAGAUGGAGGAGUUCCUGAAACAGAGACCCGAUCCGGAGAAGGCAUACAUGGUAACAUCACAAGAGUGAGCACACUGAACCAAGACUAGCACAACAACAAAAAACACAUGAAGUUGACUAGGACUGCCUCAAAGGAGUGGCACAGAGCAAUGAGUUCUAACACUGCUGAGUACAACCAUAGAGUUAUACAUAUAUAUAUCUCUGUGUAUGAAUAUAUAUAUAUCUGAUGUAUGAAUAUAUAUAUUUUUUAAAAACAGACAAAUAUUUAAGUAAAUACUGUGAACAGAACAGGAGAUUUUAACAUUGGAGCUGUCUACAACACCGCCGGUGCCAUACAAUCAAAUGACAUGGAGAUUAUUUGUUGUUGAUGUUGUUCUUGUCACUGUUUCUGUAUGUCUUUGUAUGCCUGGUAUGUUUUUUUUCCCCACACUUAAUUGUUAAGAGAUGUUCCAAGAAUGAAACUAUGAGCAAACAAGAGUGCAGAUCAUUGGGUGUCGCUGCUCACUCGCUGUAAUCAUGUUUUAGUCAGAUUAUCAACAAAAACCCCAAUGGUCUCAUUUUUAUGUUUGCUCACAAGUCACACACUACUGAUACAAUAAUUUGUUUUCAUUGCUCAUUUUUUUUCACAAUUGGAAAACGGAUUGAUGAGAUGUUGUUUUUUCUUUGAUACAUAUCUUUGAACCGAGUGCACUGCCUUAGCCAAUCAGGUAAUCUCUUAAAGCCUGGCAUAGAUACUUAAAUAUACAAAAGACCACUGGAGAAAGGUGAACUAACUGAACUGAAAUCUGAUGCUGGAAGAUAAUACUGUCCAGUGGAAGGAUGUUUACUGUGUGUUGUGUGACACAUUUUAAAGAGUAGAAUUGUGGAAAUUUCAUGAGAUGAUAAUUAAAAGCAUGCAUUACAGUAAUAAUUCGAUAUUUGUUCACUGACAUUGUCUAAUCAUACUUCUCUGGAUAAAUAGCUAUACACAUUUGUCUGUGUUUGUCAUAUGAUGGUAUGACUAAAUUAUUUUGUUUCAUUUUUCACUAACUCAUUCCUUCAUUUAUUUAGUCAUCUACUACUACUCUCUCUGUCUGUCUUUGUAUCAGUCAUUGUGCAACAUCUUCAGACAAGAGCUGCUUGUUUACAUUUUUUCUUGCAUAAACCAACACACUGCACAAUUCACUGAGCAAUGUUAUUGAUACCUGCUGACACUACAAAACGUUAUCCACAAGUUAAUUUUGUGAACUUUAUUCUAAAAUGUUUUUCUUUGGUUUAUUUCAGUGAUUUUUGCAUGGUGGUAAAACAAUAAAGACAACUGAAUACUGCA